Lineus longissimus is the source of this 1221-nucleotide messenger RNA. RefSeq names its product peptidoglycan recognition protein 1-like. Gene Ontology annotation, biological process: innate immune response; peptidoglycan catabolic process. The coding region runs from base 111 to 719 and encodes 202 amino acids. The record is from RefSeq and is a predicted model, not a curated record. Gene Ontology annotation, molecular function: N-acetylmuramoyl-L-alanine amidase activity; peptidoglycan binding; zinc ion binding. The transcript is spliced from 4 exons. Lineage: Eukaryota; Metazoa; Nemertea; Pilidiophora; Heteronemertea; Lineidae.
UGGUUUGAUCAUGUGUUGGUUCUCAGCGCUUAUAUAAACAGCUGCGCAAACCCAAACAUUCUUGGUCACCGCCAGCUCUUCCUGGUCGAGAUCAACGCUGCAACCCGAAGAUGGGGACCAAACUGGUUUUCUGUGUGGCCUUCUUCUUGUUGGUUGGAAGACAGGGGUUUGCUGACAGUUAUGUGAUGUCGUCGAGGACAGCCUGCGUGGAUGUGACGCGUCAGGGAUGGCACGCCCGGCCUCCCAAGUCAACCAGCCCUUUGAACACGCCAGUCGGUAUGGUCUUCAUUCACCAUUCAGCCAUGAUGCGUUGUUCUGACGUUAAUACGUGUGCGGCACAAGUGAGAGCCAUACAGAACUUCCACAUGGACGUCAGAGGUUGGGAUGAUAUUGGCUAUAGUUUCCUGGUAGGUGAAGACGGGAAUGUUUACGAGGGGCGUGGCUGGGACAGAAUAGGUGCACAUACGUAUGGUUACAACGACGUAGCUAUCGGUAUCUGCGUGAUGGGAGACUUCACCACAGUCACACCCAAUACCCAGGCUUUGGACGCAGUCAAAAACCUCAUUGCCUGUGGAGUCAGGGACAGUAAGGUGACAACCGAUUACAAGCUCUAUGGACAUAGGGACUCCAAGAAGUCUCACACUGAAUGUCCGGGUCAGGCGUUCUAUGAUCUUAUUAGAGGCUGGCCCCACUAUGAUACCCAUGGACCACCUCCCUAACUUACGGUCAUAGGGACGAAGUGACCCUGGGUGUUCAAAGGAUAAUGGGCCACUGGGUGGUCUGGGACAAUUCAGGAGCCAAGAAGACAAUUUCGAAUCUUAGUGUUUUGGUGUGGUGAGACUUUACUAGACUAUCAUGUAUAUAAAUACUCUUUCCAAAUUGACAAGAUCUCUGCUAUGGAAAUUUACCAAAGUUUGUGAUUUCGCAAAACCCUGCGCGCACUGAAAUGGUAAUACAGCUCCUAGCCGAUUUUACAUUAAUCCAGCAUUAUGCGCCCCAGGAUGUCCAUAAUCUGUUUCACCAGGUGUGAACGGGCCAGAUUUAUUAUAAAAGUUAUUUGGAGGUUUUGGGGAUGAUUGAUGCCAUCGGUAACUCAUGAUCAUCUUUUGUCACAGGAUCCACUUAUAUAGCAGAUAUAGCAUACAUGUACUUCCUGGUCAGUGGAAUACUAAAUGGACAAUACAGUCACUACUAAGGGAAAUAUAAAAUAAAAUGACAGAA